Egretta garzetta (little egret) is the source of this 3205-nucleotide messenger RNA. It is a transcript of the gene CHGB, whose product is annotated as chromogranin B. The coding region runs from base 1032 to 2984 and encodes 650 amino acids. The transcript is spliced from 10 exons. Gene Ontology annotation, cellular component: secretory granule. The record is from RefSeq and is a predicted model, not a curated record. Lineage: Eukaryota; Metazoa; Chordata; Aves; Pelecaniformes; Ardeidae.
GCCUGAUAGCUGUGUGUGUUACCUACAGACAUAUGGUCCCGUAGAUCAUGAUUGCAAUCUGCUAGUGGGAGGCACUGAUUCAUGCUAAUGACCUGCCUGAUCCUGGAGCCAAAAGGCAGCCAGGGAGAGAGCUGAGCUCCUGCAGCAGGCAGGUGCCGGAGCAGAUCCUCGGCAGGCAUCUGUGAAGUAGCUCCCAGCCUGUGAAUGCAGCCGGGACCAUUUACACCAGCAGAGGAUCUUUCCCCAGGAGUUUGAGGUGUUUUGGUGCUGUGCAUUAAGAGGGAAAGUCUUGUAAUGGAAGAACAUCUGGCAUGGAAAAUCUCACCUCAGUUCAAGCUGAACAAAGUUGCACUCGCACUAGAAGGCUGUGUGCUGGUUCUACAUCCCUGGCUGGGAGCCUGCAGCACAUUGCAAGGGCUUUUGGCUGGAAAGUUGCAGAGGCAGAUGUGUGUGAUGGGAUUUUGAACGUCAGCAAAGAUGCCCAUUUCUCUCUGCCUGCUCCUGCCCAUAGGCUGCCAGGUGCCAGCUGCAGUGAACCUCUGCUGCUUGCAGUAAGUGCUGCUCCUUGAAAAUCGGUGCCUCUCCAGGGGGUGCAAUGGGAACCUGAUAUCCGCUCUCCAGCAGCCACAAAGUCAUAAACCUCUUGUCAAGACCAGCUAGAUGGAUGGGAUGGUGAAUGAGGGGCAGGCAGUGUGGAGGAGGGCCCGAAAUGUGGAUGUUGUUUCACAUCAAUGUCAUCUUUCCCAUGGAUGCCAUACCAGUGUAACUGCGAGAGCUACGUUGCAUUUACUACCUGGAGCAAGCAAGGUCAGCGAGUUGAUGUCAGGGAAGGACCUAGGAAGUGGCACUACUUUUUAGUGAAACUGUCAUCUGAAUGCAAGGUGAACGAGGUGUCUGGCUAUGCCUCCCGGAGUUAAGGGCUGUCUUCUGAAACAAGCUUCAAAUGGAGCUGAAGUUCCUGGCUUGCUUUACGCACGGAUGAAGCUGCAUGUGUCAGUGCAGUUCCAGUGGAAAAAGACCAUAUUGAAGAAAUGGUAACACGGUGCAUAGUGGAAGUUCUGUCCAACGCUCUAUCUAAGCCAAAUGCACCACCAAUUAAUCCUGAAUGCAAAGAAAUCCUGAAGAAGAGUGGUAGAAAUGACAGAGAGAGAAGCGAAAACAAACAACUUGAAGUGAGGCAUUUGAAAGACCCAGCAGAGAUUGAAAAACAUCAUACUGGGAGUGUGGAGAAAGAACAGAGUCAGGCAGAAGAGGAGUCUAAAAAGUACAUGAAAGGAAGUGAUGAGGAGAAACUUGUUCAUGAGGAAGGUAAAAGCAAGGAAGAGGAGGAUGGACACCACACCCCUAUUCAGGAAGAGAGACUUCAUACAGAAGAAAAGAAACACUAUCAGGAAACUAGACAAGAGGAGGAGAAGAGCUACCACAGUGAAGAAGAAAGCAAAGAGAGCAAGCAUCAUGAUGAAGAGGUAGAGCAUGCUGUUCUCGACAAGAAGUCCCACUCCGGAGGCACAAGCACAGCGGAGUUCCCUGAUGGGAACGAUCAGCGUCCCAUGGGCCACUGGCAUUCGGAGGAGGGAGUGCAGAGCCCUUACAAAAGGAUUCAGGAAGGUGAAGAGGGAGAGGCAGAGGAAACAAAAAGUGAAAAAUACCACCAUGAGUCUAAGGAACGUGAUUUCUCCCAUAUGCAAGAGCAUGAAGAAUCUGAUGAGAGUGAAGAAACAGAGGAGGAAAAGCAACCCUACAAACCCACACGUUAUGGGAAGCACAGAAUGGGUGACGCCUCUGAAGAGAAGAGGGGCCGUGGUGGUGAGAAAGAAGAACUAACUGAGGAAUCAAACACAGAGGAGGCCCAUCUCUGGGACAAAAGGAACCACCGUCAGAAACAUCAUGGAGAGUCUGAGCAGCAGCAUGAGGAGAAGAGUGGUUCUCAUGGGAGGCAUGGGUCUGAAGAGGUGGAGGAGAAGAGGCAUGCAGACCAGGGAAGUGAGGAGCACAGAGAAAGGUGGCAGCAGAGUGAAGAGAGCAGUGAAGAGGAAAACAAGAGGCAUCAUCACAGUGAAGAAAGUAAUGAGAAAUGGCAUGAGGAGAGGAGGCACCAUGAUGGAUCACAUGAGGCGAGGAGGCACCAUUCUGAGGGAAGGAUGUAUCUUGGAGAUGAAAAUGAGGAAGAGCUGGACAGGUAUCUCAGCGGUGGCAGCAAGGAGAAGCAGCUUCAUGCUGGAGAGAGAUACCACUUGUGGGACAAUGAAGAUGAAGGGUCACAGAAAGCAUACGCUCGAGAGCGCAAAGGGCAGGCCAGAAGACACUACAGCACUGAGGACAGUGUAGAGCAGCAGCGCUACCCUGGCAACAGUGAGGAGGAGGAGGAAGUAGAAAAGCAGCAUCACAGCAGUGAUCAGAUGGAAAAUGAAGAGGAGAACAUGGAGGAGGGAAGAUAUGCAGAGAGGGCAGAGUACAGAAGCCGCCUCCCUGGAGAGAAUGAGAAGAGAACUACGGCAUCCUACAGCCCUUUCUACCCACUGCUGUGGUGGAAAAGCCGUCACUUUGAGAAAAGGGACAGCGCAGGAGAACAGCUUCUGGAUGACAAAGAGGAAGGCAGACCCACCCUGAAGGAGAAGAGUCUUUUCCCUGAAUAUAAUGACUAUGACUGGUGGGAGAAAAAGCAAAUCCUAAGUGCUCUGAACCACGGACGUACCGAGAAGAGGAACCUUAGCAAAAUGAAGAGGUACGAUUUGAAAAGGCAAUACAACAAGAUGGAUCAACUUGCACAACUUCUGAAUUACAGGAAAAAAUCAGCCGAAUUCCCAGAGUUGUACAGUUCUGGAGAAGACAUGAAAAAAGGUCACGUAAUCAGGAAUGACAGAGGAACCCUGAGCCAGAGGCCUCUGACAGAAGAGGAGGAAAAAGAACUGGAAAACCUGGCCGCUAUGGAUUUGGAGCUGCAGAAAAUAGCUGAGAAGUUUAAUGACAACAGGAGAGGCUGAAGAUGAUCCACUACGGCGUUUCAAAGCUAGGUGUAGCUGUACCCACAAUACCUGUACUUGUGGUAAAUUCAUUGCCACUGGAUUGUUUGCCCUAAAAAAAGGAAAUACUAUUUACUGUCCACUAUAGUGUAGUGAUUUAUACAGCUGAAACUGUCUUUAAUUUGCCAUUAUGCUAUUGAGAUCGGAAUAGCAUGAAUUUUAGUAUUACAACCUUUCACGCA